Conger conger (European conger) is the source of this 4810-nucleotide messenger RNA. It is a transcript of the gene phka1a, whose product is annotated as phosphorylase kinase, alpha 1a (muscle). The transcript is spliced from 34 exons. Bases 227 to 3919 code for a protein of 1230 amino acids. Gene Ontology annotation, biological process: glycogen metabolic process. The record is from RefSeq and is a predicted model, not a curated record. Gene Ontology annotation, molecular function: calmodulin binding. NCBI's taxonomy places the organism in Eukaryota, Metazoa, Chordata, Actinopteri, Anguilliformes, Congridae. Gene Ontology annotation, cellular component: phosphorylase kinase complex.
AUAAGUAUAUAUGCCUAAAUAUAUAGGGUAUUGUGGGAUUAGCGUGAGUGUUUAUUCUAUAGAUAAAAAUAGUUUAAUAUGUUAUAUUAUUCCAGGAUCUUUGAGUUGUCAAUUCGUGUUCGAGGUUGCAGAGCUCGAGAGGACUGCGUUGGGCACACUGUUGCUUGUGCAAAACCAUGUCAACCAAUUCCAAGAUCUGAAGUUGUGCUAAGAGAGGACGAACAUCAUGAGGAGUCGCAGUAAUUCCGGGGUCAAGCUUGACAACUAUGCCCGGAUCGUGCAACAGACGAUACUGAGUCAUCAAGAUCCAGUGACAGGGCUUAUGCCAGCAAGCGGGGAUCAGCCUGAUGCCUGGGUACGCGAUAACGUUUACAGCAUCCUGGCUGUGUGGGCUCUCAGUCUGGCCUAUCGCAAGAACGCUGACCGAGAUGAGGACAAAGCCAAAGCCUAUGAGCUGGAGCAGAGCGUGGUUAAACUAAUGAGAGGAGUCCUGCAGUGUAUGAUGAGACAGCUGAACAAAGUGGAAAGGUUCAAAUACAGCAAGAGCACCUCGGACUCCCUCCACGCCAAGUACAACACGCGCACCUGUGCUACUGUGGUGGGCGACGAGGAGUGGGGGCAUCUGCAGGUGGAUGCCACUUCACUCUUCCUGCUCUUCCUAGCCCAGAUGACUGCCUCAGGCCUGCAUAUUGUUUACACACAGGACGAGGUGGACGUAGUUCAGAACCUGAUGUUCUACAUUGAGGCAGCAUAUAAAGUUGCAGAUUAUGGUAUGUGGGAAAGAGGUGACAAGACAAAUCAGGGAAUCCCAGAGAUCAAUGCCAGCUCUAUCGGCAUGGCCAAGGCUGCACUAGAAGCUUUGGAUGAACUGAACCUUUUUGGUGCCAAAGGAGGUCCAGGGUCUGUGCUCCACGCUUUGGCGGAUGAUAUACAGCACUGUCAGUCCAUCCUCAAUUCCAUGUUGCCGAGGGCCUCAACAUCCAAGGAAAUUGAUGCAGGGAUCCUCUCCAUCAUUUCGUACCCAGCCUUUGCAGUGGAGGACAUUAGUAUUGUCAACAUCACAAAGGAGGAGAUCAUUGCCAAACUUCAGGGAAGGUAUGGAUGCUGCAGGUUCCUCAGAGAUGGCCACAAAACCCCGAAAGAGGACCCCAACAGGCUCUACUACGAGUCUGCAGAGCUGAAGCUCUUUGAGAACAUAGAGUGUGAGUGGCCUCUGUUCUGGACAUACCUCAUCCUGGAUGGGAUCUUCAUCAACAGCCCAGAGCAGGUUCAGGAGUACAGAGAGGCUCUGGAAGGGAUUCUCAUCAAGCAGAAAGAUGGUGUCCGCCUCCUACCUGAGCUCUACAGCGUCCCUCCAGACCGGGUGGAAGAGGAAUAUGUUAAUCCCCAUUCAGUGGACAGAAUUCCGAUGGGGAAGCUCCCUCUCAAGUGGGGACAGUCACUUUACAUCUUGGGCAACCUACUUGCUGAGGGCUUCCUGGCCCCUGGUGAGAUUGACCCACUCAAUCGGAGAUUUUCCACCAUCCCAAAACCUGAUGUCGUGGUUCAGGUGUGUAUCCUGGCGGAGACGGAGGAGAUUAAGGAACACCUUCAGAAGCAUGGAAUUGAUGUAGAGACUGUGGCGGACAUCCAUCCGAUUCGAGUGCAGCCGUCAAGAGUGCUGAGCCACAUCUAUGCAAGGCUUGGCCGCAACCCCAGACUAGGACUGACUGGAAGGCCGUACCGUCGCAUGGGAGUUCUGGCAACCUCUAAGUUCUACAUCAUCCGCAGUACCAUCUUCUCCUUUACCCCUCAGUUCAUUGACCACCAGCAGUUUUACCUGGCUCUGGAUAACCGAAUGAUUGUGGAAAUGCUGCGCACUGACCUGGCCUACCUCUCCUCUCGCUGGCGAAUGACCGGCCGCCCCACUGUCACCUUCCCCAUCUCUCAGACCAUGCUCACUGAAGACCACUCGGACCUGGAUCCUGCUGUACUGUCUACGAUCAAAAAAUUACAAGAGGGCUACUUCGGAGGAGCUAGGAUACAGACGGGGAAGUUGUCAGAGUUCCUGACGACUUCCUGCUUUGCUCACCUGAGCUUCAUGGAUGGCGGUAAGCAGGGACAGGGCACCUGUGAAAGUGACGACGAGGAUGAUGAAGUCUGCAUUGAUGAAGAAGCAGUGCAUGAUUUAAACUUUGAUGAGUCUGAUGACCUGACACAGUACCUAGACCAGCUGCUGGCCAUGACUGCGCCCAGGCCCAGCCACAAGGCCAGCCGUGCGAAGGGCAGCCUCACCCGCUUCAAGUCCGCCGCCCGCAAGACCCGCGAAAUGGUCUCCCUCGUGGCCAAGGCCAAGGACCUCAAAAUCGACAAUGUGCAGAUGUUCCUGCCCAGCAAGCUGUUCCACUCCCCCCAACCGUCUCUCAACCUGACGGACGUGGAGUCCCAUGAGAACCGGGGCCCCCAGGCGCAGGCGGUCUCCGAGUGCAACCUGCCCAGGGACUCGAGCGGGAACAUUGACUAUGAAGCCCUGACACAGGUGCUGAAGGAGACGGAGAACCUGCAGGACCAGUCGGACAUCCUCUACAUCCUCUUCAAAGACAAGGGUAUGGACUGGGACACGAAGGUGCAUGGGAAGGGUACGACAGUGAGGAGCCUGCUCACAGAGCUGUACGAGAAGGCAGGAGACCUGCGGCAGUGGAGCCUCAUCCGCAUGACCUCUGGACUGCUGCGCAAGAAGGUGGAGGAGCUGGAUGAGGCUUGCUCCGAUCUUCUCGCCCAUCAGAAGCACCUGACGGUGGGAUUACCCCCAGAGCCGCGGGAAAAGACCAUCACAGCCCCUAUGCCUCCGGACGAGCUGGCGAAGUUGAUUGAUGAAGCGAGUGAAAGCAACAUCAGCAUUGCUAUACUAACACAGGAGAUCAUGGUUUUCCUGGCCAUGAACAUCCGCACCCAGCCCAGUCUCUUCAGCGAGAUGUUCCGCCUGAGGAUUGGACUCAUCAUCCAGGUCAUGGCCACUGAACUUGCCCAGUCGCUCAACUGCUCAGGUGAGGAAGCCACAGAGAGUCUUAUGAGCCUGAGUCCCUCAGAGCUGAAGAACCUCCUGCACCACAUCCUCAGUGGGAAAGAGUUUGGGGUACAGAAAAGCAUGCGCGCUGGGGACACUGGCAUCAGUCCAGCCAUCUCCAUCCAUGAGAUGGGGAACGUGGGUGCCACCAAGAGUGAGAGGGCUGGCAUCAGUAAGCUGAAGAGCGACAUGAAGAUGAUGGAGGAGCGUAGGUUGUCAUUGGUGGACCAGAGCCAGAGUUUACCUACACAUUCACUUGACAUGGAGCACAUUGAGUCAGGGCGAUACAAAUUCCCAUCCCUGGAGACGUUUGAGGGCUCUUUCUGCGUGCUCCCGGCCCGAGACAGUCGACACGGACAGUGGCUGCGCAGGAGAAGGUUGGACGGGGCCCUCAACAGAGUCCCCGUUGGCUUCUACCAGAAAGUGUGGAAGAUCCUGCAGAAGUGUCAUGGUCUGUCUAUUGAGGGGUUUGUUCUCCCAUCUUCAACCACUCGAGAGAUGACCCCCGGCGAGAUUAAGUUUGCAGUGCACGUGGAGACCGUGUUAAACCGCGUUCCACAGCCUGAGUACAGGCAGCUGCUCGUGGAGGCCAUCUUAGUGCUCACUAUGCUUGCCGACAUCGAUAUACAGAGCAUCGGCAGCAUUAUUCACGUGGAGAAGAUUGUCCACAUCGCUAAUGACAUGUUCUACCAGGACCAGAAAGACCUGGGAGCAGAGGAGAGCAUUCUAGAAAGAGACCACUCUACUGAGAUCUGCAAGCUGCUUUAUGACAGUGCACCCAGUGGUCGAUACGGCAGCAUGACUUACCUCACCAAGGCUGUGGCCACCUAUGUCCAGGACUUCCUGCCAAGCGGCGCUUGUGCCCUGCAGUGAUGUGGCAUCUGUGAAUGUAUAUAGGUCAACCGGUCUUGUGCGAAACCCUGCAGCAGGUCACCCAGGCAGCUCUCCUGUCACAUAUGAGUAGGAGUAGUCCCUUAGUGUGGCAUCAACAUAGGUCAGUUUCCACUGUAUACUCUGGUGUUAGGACUGCUGAUUAGAAUCAUUUUAAUGCUGUCGAACACUACUUAAGUUAUUAUUUGUCUAUGCUCAUAGUAGAUAGUAUUUGGAUUUUGUUAUGAAACAUAUUUUGUUUGAUAGGAAUUUCCCUCUUUGUCAGCAUGUGCCUUGGAAGAGCAUUUUGCUUUCUUGCAAAGCAGAGGUUUAGGCUUGGAAUGUACCUCUGACCCUCUUUAGUCAUUUUUUAUAAAUGCACUGUUUUUAAAAAUAUGUUUGUUUUAAUAUCAAUUAUUGUUGAAUAAACAGAAUGAAAAAGUGUACCAGUUGGAGGAAGUAAUGUGGAGCAGCACGUUUGAAAGAAAGCAUACAAUAUACUGUUGGUAGAUUACACUGUUCUUUUUUUCAACAGAUCCUUUUGUUGUUUAAGCUCUUUUUACAGGCUGACUCCAUAUUCAAAGAUCAGGACUCUGUGUUAUUUAAAAUAGCAUAAUAUGAAUUACUGUAUUUAAGCAGACUGUUGUCUCUGAAGCGUCAUGUAUAACGUCACGUCCGCCAUUUUGAAGUUAGCGCACUUGAAACGAAUGAGUUCAAUUAAGUGAAUUUAAUGUUACACUCCUGACUAAAGCCACUUUGACUAACUGUUUUCUUUUAAGACAGUUUCAUGUGUCUGUGGCCAUAUAGGUAAAUGUAACAUGCUAUUACAUGCUGUAAAACUUAUCUUAAUUGCACUUUAUGUAAACAAGCAUAAUAAAAAUUACAUUUAAUUAC